AUGAAUUCUCCGGGGCUAUCGGGAACCGGAAAUGAGUCUUUCUUCAGCAAACUUGAAACUCUUCGCAGCAGAAAUAAGAAAAAAUCAAAGAAGGAAGUUGAAGACCUGGCUGCGGAGGGCCGAAAGGCCAUGGAGUCAGCCCUUUGUUCACUGGCAGUAGAAGACCCAGAGAACUACAUGUUGGAAGAGGGUCAAGAGCGUUCGAUAAUCGAACGAGCUUCCAUGGAGUCCAUGGAAGUGAAGGAGCUUGUUGCAUCUCUAAUCUCCUGGAUAAACGAUGAACUUAUCAAUCAUCGUAUUCUUGUCCGAAACAUUUCUGAUGACCUCUACGAUGGGCAAAUUUUGCAGAAUUUGGCGGAAAAACUGGCAAACAUUAAAUUAGAAUAUCCGGAGGUCACUCAGUCCGAGUUUGGCCAAAUGCAGCGUCUAAAGGAGGUUGUUGCUACCAUCAAUCAAAUACUUGGCGUUCCAGAGAGUUGGGCAAAGGACCAGUGGUCUGCAGAAAUGAUUCACGAUAAGGACGUCAUAGCCAUCAUUCGUCUCCUUGUUGCCCUUGCUAAACACUUCAAGGUGGGCAUUCGCCUUGCUGAUGGAGUAUUUCUUACCGUUAUUGUUGUCAGGAAGAUUAACGGUAUUCUCGAAUACAGGUAUGAACGCAAGUACUUGACGGAACCGUCGCAAUCCGUCCCCGAUUUGGGACCUUCAUCUCAUCCAUUGGAUUACCUCCCCAAUCGCCAUCUCGUCCCAAGGUUAAUCACUUGUUUUGUUAAUGAACAUCUACAGAAAUUGAAUCUUCAGGUCAAGGAUCUUACGCAUGAUUUCUCGGACGGGGUGCGGCUAAUCCUCUUGAUGGGUCUGCUGGAGGGAUACUUUGUGCCUCUUCAUUGCUACCAUCUGCACCCGACAACGGACUCGAUGCGGCUGGCUAACGUGCGCCUUGCCUUUGAGCUGAUGCGCGUGGCGGAGCUAUCUGAACCGCUGGAGCGUCCUGAGGACAUUAUACUGGGUGACACGAAGGCCGUUUUGCGCCUCCUUUACGGCCUCGUCUCGCACUACCAGUACGCGCAUGGAGGGGGCGAUGCCUUUGCCGACUUGCAGAAGAUCACCGAAGAUGAGGCACUUGAUCGAUCCCCUGAAUUCACCGCCUGA
This is a messenger RNA of Echinococcus granulosus, 1149 nucleotides long. RefSeq names its product Alpha-parvin. Gene Ontology annotation, molecular function: actin binding. The transcript is spliced from 3 exons. Gene Ontology annotation, biological process: cell projection assembly; establishment or maintenance of cell polarity; substrate adhesion-dependent cell spreading. Gene Ontology annotation, cellular component: focal adhesion; cytoplasm; actin cytoskeleton. The record is from RefSeq and is a predicted model, not a curated record. Bases 1 to 1149 code for a protein of 382 amino acids. NCBI's taxonomy places the organism in Eukaryota, Metazoa, Platyhelminthes, Cestoda, Cyclophyllidea, Taeniidae.